Auanema sp. JU1783 is the source of this 759-nucleotide messenger RNA. Lineage: Eukaryota; Metazoa; Nematoda; Chromadorea; Rhabditida; Rhabditidae. The record is from the annotation of a GenBank genome assembly.
AUGAUUAUUCUCUUCCUAGUCUUCAGCGUUACAGCAUUACCACCUCAUCCACAAGAUUAUCCAGCGCAUGUAACAUUCCGAUGCCCAUUUAACCAAUUUGACUGUGAUCCAACAUCUUUCAUACCUACCUGUAUAUCCUUCUCGUUAGUUCGUAAUUGUAUCAAAGAUUGUCCAAAUGGAGCUGAUGAACUUUGUGGACGAGGUCAAAUAUUCUGUGAUCAAGGAACCGAACACUUCCAAUGUGGUCAAUGUGUCCCUGCUCAAGAUCAAUUGCAAGCCUGUUAUGAUCGAAAAUGGCAAAAGCUGUGCAGCAAGGAUGAUUCAGUACGUUGUCUUUCAACUGUCAAUUGUGUUCUUCAAGAAUGGCUAAGUGAUGGCAAGGAUGAUUGUGGAGAUGGCAGUGAUGAAGACCCUUGUACCACGGGAAUAAUCAAUUGUCAAACCGAUAGCUCAAAUAUCACCUUAGAAACAACGACUACUGUUCCAACCAACAAAACUGCCACUAUACCAAAAUCUUGUGAGUUGGGGCAAUUCCGUUGUCAGAGUGGUGAAUGCAUAGACAGCGCUGAAGUGUUGGAUGAAAAAAAAGAUUGCAUUGAUGGCAGCGACGAAAAUUACUGCGAGCACUUUGGCAAUGAAUGUGUAGCUGAAUUGAGGCCUUGCUCAUAUCAUCCGGAUAUUGCAACAUUCAGCUGCGGAUGUCCUAAAGGGCACAAUCGGAAUCAUAAAGGAGUAUGCGCGAAACAUAACAAAACAUAG